GCUACACUGAGCCGAGAGCGAGGGAGGUGUUGUGAAACCAAGGAGGCCAAACAAUCUGCCACCAUUUUGCAGAAAUACUGUAGAGUCAUGUGAUCAGCGGUCCGCUUAGAUUAUUCGAUGUGCUCCAACAAACCAUCAACAAUCCCAACAUGACCGACCUAACCCCCCGUUGUCCCUACCGCAUCCAACCAUCAAUCGAAGCCUUCGAAGUUCCCGUUCACAAAUACCUACACCAGCAGCCUCAAAUAUGCGGCAUUCUCAGCGCAGCCAUAUUGAUCUACGAGAACCGAGUCUUACUUGUACAACGCGCCGCCGAUGACGACUUUCCUAACCUGUGGGAGGUCCCCGGUGGCACCGCCGACGAAGAUGAAACGAUAGUUCAAUGCGCCGUUCGUGAAUUGUACGAAGAGGUCGGCCUAGUUGCGUCUACAGUGGUGGCUAUGGUCAGUGAGAUUGGAUGGACUGCAAGUGACUCGGGGGGCAGCGAUGGCCGGGAAUGGGGUGUCUGGAAAGUGUUUUGUUUCUUGGUCAUGAUUGAUGGUGCCAACGAGGAAUCGAACCUGAGAAUAAAUCUGAAUCCACGUGAGCAUCAGGCGUACCUCUGGGUAACCGAGACCGAUGUGCGUCGGGGCUUUCAUGGUAAUACCAGCCUGAAUUGGAUAUCCUCGAAUCAACCCCGGGCCAUACUGGCGGCUUUUGAAUCUGCCAGGUCCAGUGGAUGAUUAAGUGUUCGUUCUAAACACAAAUCAUGACUAUUGAGGUUGCGAUAUUUCUGAAUGAUAGAUUUUUAUUCGUGAU
This is a messenger RNA of Aspergillus costaricaensis CBS 115574, 798 nucleotides long. Its product is annotated as NUDIX hydrolase. The record is from RefSeq and is a predicted model, not a curated record. The coding region runs from base 150 to 722 and encodes 190 amino acids. The transcript has a single exon. Gene Ontology annotation, molecular function: hydrolase activity. NCBI's taxonomy places the organism in Eukaryota, Fungi, Ascomycota, Eurotiomycetes, Eurotiales, Aspergillaceae.